CCCAAAGUAGUCGAUGAUUCAAGUUUGGGUUCUCUUUUUUUAAAUUAACAUUAAACAAUACCUAUAACUUCAAACCGCCUGUUCGGAAAAUUAAAAGUUAAGAGCAAAAUUUAUAAGCAAUAAAAAUUAAGCUGCAGGCAUAAGAAAGGAGCAAAGAAAAACACCUUAAGCACCCUUGAUUAAAAAACUCUCAGGGUCACUUUGAACAUCCUUCCUGCUUGAAAACACAAAUAUCUGGGUUUAAUUUUCAUAGAAGUUCUCUAACAAAAGCUUACUGAAUUAAUCAUGCAGUGCGAAGAGAUAAAGGAUGAUGAAGGUCCUUCCAACACACUGGAGCAUUUUACAGAACUAGAGCAGGUUUUGAGCAUGAUCGAUAAUCUACGGCCAACGGAUGCUGCAGGAUUUGAGAAAGACUUUGAACAAUACUCAGAGGUUCUGUCAAGAUAUCAAGAACAGCCUCACCUGCUGGACCCACAUUUGGAAUUGCUGCUGCAAAAGUUAUUGACAAAAGUACGUGACGCCAAUUUGCCUGAGAACCAAAUGCAUGCUGCCUUCAAAUAUCUAUACAUCAUCUGUAAAGUUCGAACCUACAAAGUCUUAGUAAAGUUUCUACCACAUGAACUGAGCGACCUGGAGUUUGCUCUGGAUCUAUUGGAAAAACAGAAUCCCAAGGAGUUUAAGCAUUGGGAAACUCGUUAUAUGCUUCUCCUAUGGAUGUCCAUAUUGGUUCUGAAUCCUUUCCAUAUGUCUCGAUUGGACGCAUAUGUCGUCGAUGGUGCCAGUAAUGAGUUGAUAACAAACCAUAUCCAGAAUAAAACCAAAAUGGAACGUAUUUUCGACCUGUGUAAAUUGUAUACAUCUUCCAAUGAUACAUGCAGCAAUAUGUCAGCUUAUUUAGCUGCAAAAUAUUUCGUUAGAGCUGACAUUAAAGAUUUGUAUUUGGAUCGAUUUUUCGAUUGGGUUAUAUCACAACAUCAGUCUGCUACAGUGGAAAUCAAAUUUGGACAACUAGCCGCCGUGGCUGCCAUAUUAAAGCAUGGUAAACGUGAAGAUCUAUUGCCGUAUGCAGACAAACUGCUGCAGUGGAUAGUAAGUUGCGAGUAUAAAGAUGGAUCGGACUUCUUGAAAUACAAGUCAUAUAUAAAGAUUAUACAAAGGAUAGGUUUGAUUUAUCUAAAACCUCGUAUAGCCAGCUGGCGCUAUAAAAGAGGUACACGCUCGCUUGCCUCAAAUCUUCAAGGGCACAAUGUACACAAUUCAAUUAAUACAAGCGACGAAAGGCAGCAGCAGCCAGAAGAGGUUGAAAGCUCGGAGGAGGAAAUUUUGGUUCCCGAUGCAAUAGAAGAAGUCAUAGAGGAACUUUUGCAAGCCCUAAGAAGUGGGGGCAAUGACAUACGCUGGUCAGCAGCCAAAGGUAUUGGCAGAGUUACAAACCGUCUGUCUAGAGAAUUGGCUGACGAGGUCAUAGGAUCAGUCAUUGACAUAUUAAAUCCCUUGGAACCCCAUGAGGCCUGGCAUGGUGGCUGCUUGGCCUUGGCCGAAUUGGCAAAAAGGGGAUUAUUGCUGCCCUAUCGCCUAAAGGAAUUGGUUCCAUUGCUGCUGCAAGCAUUAUUCUAUGAUGAAAUGAAGGGUUAUAUGUCUGUAGGCCAGCAUAUUCGAGAUUCCGCCUGUUAUAUGUGUUGGGCAUUUGCGAGGGCCUAUAAUCCAGAUGAUUUUCAACCCUUUGCCCAAGAUGUUUCAGCUGGUCUGCUAACAGUAGCUGUUUUUGAUCGUGAGAUCAAUUGCCGCAGAGCCGCUUCAGCUGCUUUUCAAGAAAGUGUUGGACGUUUGGGUAAUUUUCCCUAUGGCAUUGAGAUUUCCACUACCACGGAUUUCUAUUCAGUGGGUUUGAGGCAUAACUCAUACCUAAACAUUAGCAACUUUAUAGCACAGUAUGAGGAAUAUCAAAAACCCUUAAUUGAUCACCUUAUCGAGCGCAAAGUAAAUCAUUGGGAUCCAGCAAUAAGGGAGCUGACUGCCAAAGCGCUGAACAAAUUGACACGCAGGGCGCCUGAGUAUAUGUCGCAUGUAGUUUUGGAUAAACUGUUUGUAAAGACUGAUUCAAUCGAUAUAAAUACCAGACAUGGCAGCGUGCUAGCCUUGGGUGAGAUAAUAUUGGCAUUGCACCAACUGGAGGAUGAACGAGAGGAAAAGAUCAAUUCACUAUCCAAUCAAACAAUUUGCAACAUGAAUGAAUUAAUCGCAAAAUUUUUGCAACGUGAUCUGUUUCGUGGCAUGAGCGGAGAAAUGAUGAAACAAUGUUGCACUGACUUCAUACGCAAUUGUAGUUCGGCCAAGGUUUCAUGCACUCCUCAAUGCUUGGAUUCUUGGCAGGAUGUUAUUGACAAAUGUUUGCUUCACAAAACUGCGCCCAUUCGAGAAUCGGCCACUUUGGCCUUUUCCAAACUUUGCGAAGCUCAUUAUAAUACACCAGAAAGAAGUUCUGCCAAUGCGGAAAUUGUCACAUUCUAUCUUAAAGGAUCCGACAAUGACCAGGAGGAGAAUAUACGCAUGGGUUAUAUAAGUGCAUUGGGAGCUUUGCCUUUAUUUAUGAUUGCCCCGCUAUUUGAUGAUAUUUUAGAAAAUCUCAUAAGACAUUCCUUAACACCAUAUCAAGCAAUUUGUGAAGGUGAAUCACUAAAAGAACAAGAAGUUCAAAGCACAAAAAACUGGAGCGAAGCUCGUAGAGAUAGCGUUAAAGCCCUUAACAAUGUGGUAAAGGCUGUUGGCUUUGAAAAAAAUGCAAGAGUAUCGUUUGGAAAUUCCAAAUACUUAAACAGAGUAAUCGAUUGUUAUCUAAAAGCCAUGGAUGAAUACACCUUGGACAAUCGUGGUGAUAUUGGGGCAUGGGUUAGAGAAGCCGCCAUGAGUGCUAUUUUUGAUCUCCUAAAGCAUUGUCCCAAGGAUUUACUACAACCACAACAAAUACGAAAUAUUAUACUUGGUUUUAUGCAACAAUCAGUGGAAAAAAUAGAUCGAACUCGUGGUCUGGGUGGUCGUUUGCUAUGUCAAAUUGUACACUUAGAUCCCAUCAUACCUUAUAUAUCUCAUCACGAAAAACUACAGGAAAUCUUUCCUCAAGAUGCCAACUCUGUGUUAUGGCUAUUUGCUGAUCACACAUUUCCUCUAUUUUGUUCUUUACUCGAAUUUCCCGAAUAUUCCAGAAGGAUUUUGCUGGGCCUGAGUGCAAGUAUUGGCCAACUGACUGAAUCCCUUAUAAAGUAUGCAUCGGCGGCAUUAUUCCAAUUCCUAAGAAGUCACAAUGCCGAAAUUGGGAGACUAUGUAAGGAAAUUGUAUUGAACUUCGAAGAAAACCUUUUGAAUGAACGCGUGACAUAUCCCAUGCUGAAUUUUUUGGACAUUAUUAUAGCAUCGGGUACAAUUAAUACCGUUCUGCUGGAUGAUUCUUCAACAUUUGCCGAUGAUAUAUAUCGUUUACUCAAUUUAGAAAUCAAAGGUCACAAAAAACUUUACAAAUUGGUAUCCAGUAUUAAUGUCUACUGUCAACUGGUGCAAGUUCCACGUUUAUGCAAAAAAGUCCUUUCCAAGAUGUCUGUGUUUCUCGGCCUUACACAUGUGCAUGUGCGCAAAACUACAGCCACCAAACUCUAUGAAGCCUUGGCAUUGCAUGGUGAUAUUUGUGAGAUAAGUGAAGAUAAUAUGGACGAGAUCUUAAAUAUACUCUCGGAAACGGAUUGGGGUUUGCCCUUGGUUGAAGUUAGGCCAAUACGUAAUCAACUGUGUGAUCUCAUGGGCAUAAAAGCACCCAUGUCUGCAGCAACUAAUAGCACUAAUAAUUAAAUAACAAUAAAAAAAAGAAAUCACAAAACCGUUAAACGGAUUCCAUUUGGCACAAUAAGAAAAACAGAAAACGUUAAUAUAUUUGAAAAUAAAACAUAACCCAUAAUAAUGCAAUUA
This is a messenger RNA of Stomoxys calcitrans (stable fly), 3957 nucleotides long. RefSeq names its product tubulin-specific chaperone D (gene TBCD). Gene Ontology annotation, cellular component: lateral plasma membrane. The transcript has 6 exons. Gene Ontology annotation, biological process: tubulin complex assembly; microtubule cytoskeleton organization; post-chaperonin tubulin folding pathway. NCBI's taxonomy places the organism in Eukaryota, Metazoa, Arthropoda, Insecta, Diptera, Muscidae. Gene Ontology annotation, molecular function: GTPase activator activity; beta-tubulin binding. The record is from RefSeq and is a predicted model, not a curated record. The coding region runs from base 286 to 3840 and encodes 1184 amino acids.